AUGCUCGAAGAUCAGAAGACACCGCGCCACAGCCACCUAAGUGCCGAAGACCAGGCCUGGUUGGACAGCUUUCCUGAUGAUCGAAAGAAAGCGGUUGUACGAAAGAUCGAUUUCAGACUUGUGCCUCUCUUGGCGAUUCUCUACUUGUUCUCUUUCAUUGAUCGUGCCAACAUCGGAAACGCCAAGAUCGAAGGUCUGGAGGAAGACCUCAAAAUCACUCCAUCGCAAUACAACAUCGCCUUGAGUGUCUUUUUCGUUCCCUACGUCGUCCUUGAGGUUCCUAGCAACUAUCUCUUGACAAAGUUCAAACGACCCUCUGUCUACAUCGGAGGCAUCAUUGUUGCUUGGGGUAUUGUCAUGACACUUAUGGGCAUUGUUCAAAACUUUAGUGGACUGAUUGCCUCUCGAUACAUGCUUGGUGUCGCCGAAGCAGGGUUCUUUCCAGGAGCUGUCUACAUCAUCUCUCAGUGGUAUAUGCCAAAUGAGAUCCAGACGCGUAUUGCCAUCUUUUACUCAGCAAGUGCGCUCGCAGGUGCCCUAUCCGGUCUGCUCGCUUUCGGUAUCGCCCGAAUGGAUGGCGUCGGAAACCUCGAGGGCUGGCGGUGGAUCUUCCUUCUUGAGGGCAUCGCCACCGUUAUGGCAGGAAUCGCCUGCUUCUUCUGUCUUAUUGACAACGCCGAGAGCUCCGCAUGGCUUGAUGACGACGAGAAGCGAUUCCUAUCCCUGCGAAGAAUUGCCGUCAUGGGCGACCAGAGUGCCAAGCAUGCCGAAACCAUCAGCAAGAGGGCCAAGUGGUCAGUCCUGAAAUCGGUUCUGUGUGACUGGCAGGUCUAUUUCCAGUCCAUCAUCUACAUCUCUGCCACAAUGCCCAACUACGGCCUCAAGUUCACCAUGCCCCAGAUCAUCAAGAACAUGGGAUACACUUCCGCCAACGCACAGCUACUCACCAUUCCGCCUUAUUGUGUCGGUGCGAUCAGUGCCUUUUUGUCAGCUAUUUUCGCAGAUAGGCUGAAGUGGAGGAUGCCCUUUAUCGUCGGAGCCCAAACAAUCGUGCUCAUCGCAUUUUCUAUUCUCUUUGCAAAGGCCGCAGACAUCAAGGACAACAUAGGCUUAUGCUACUUUGGCGUCGUCCUCGCUUGCGUCGGUCUAUAUCCCAUCACCCCCGGCGCCAAUGCCUGGACUGUCAAUAACCUGGCUGGACGGACCAAAGCUGCGAUGGGCAUCGCAUACAUGAUUGCCAUCGGUAACUCGGGCGGCAUUCCUGGCUCCUAUAUCUACAUACAAAGCGAGGCGCCGAAGUACCCAACUGGAUUUGGUGUUUCUCUUGCCGCGGCGGGAGCAGGCAUUCUUUCUGCGGUUACGCUGGAAGUUACCUAUCGUAGUAUCAACAAGAGGAGAUCGAAGAUGUCGGUUGAAGAGGUUUACGGCAAGUACUCGGCGGAGGAGCUCGAGGCCAUGGGUGAUCGGUCUCCGCUGUUCAGGUACACUCUCUGA
This is a messenger RNA of Fusarium vanettenii 77-13-4, 1494 nucleotides long. RefSeq lists its product as uncharacterized. Gene Ontology annotation, cellular component: membrane. Bases 1 to 1494 code for a protein of 497 amino acids. The record is from RefSeq and is a predicted model, not a curated record. Lineage: Eukaryota; Fungi; Ascomycota; Sordariomycetes; Hypocreales; Nectriaceae. Gene Ontology annotation, molecular function: transmembrane transporter activity. The transcript is spliced from 5 exons. Gene Ontology annotation, biological process: transmembrane transport.